AUGGCCUCUUUCUUUUCUGAUUUUGUUUUUAUGUGGUACCUGGAAGAGCUAAACAAGAAGGAGUUCAUGAAGUUCAAGGAGGUCCUCAGGAAGGAGAUGGCAGAGAGUGGGCUGCAGCACAUUCCCUGGACCGAAGUGAAGAAGGCAUCCCGGGAAGACCUUGCCAACUUACUGGUGAAGCAUUAUGAGAAGAAAGCCUGGGAUGUGACCUUCAGAAUCUUCCAGAAUAUCAACAGGAAGGAUCUCAGCGAGAGGGCAGCAGGAGAGAUGGCUGACAUCAUGGAUGUGAUUCCUCUUCCGCUCACUGACUCAGGACACUCAAAGAUAUAUCAAGCUCAUCUGAAGAAGGUGCUGAGCCAGGAUUGUUCCAGAAAGUUCAACAUCCCGAUUCAGCAUUUCCUGAAGGAGGAAUUCACUCCGGACAAAUGCAGUCGUUUGCAGCAGCUUUUCGUACCAAAGACAACCGAGAAGAAGCCACACACCGUGCUCCUGAAAGGGGUGUCAGGAGUCGGCAAGACAGUGCUGUUGGCCGAGUUAAUGAUGGCCUGGUCAGAAGGCCUGAUGUUUCAGAACGAAUUCUCCUACGUCUUCUACCUGUGCUGUCACGAAAUAAAGCAGUUGAAGACGGCGAGCCUGGCCGACCUGUUGUCCAGAGAGUGGCCCAGACCCUCAGCUCCCAUAGCAGAAAUAGUAUCCCAGCCUGCAAAGCUCUUGUUCAUCAUUGACAGCUUGGAAGGGCUCAAUUGUGAUUUGUCUGAACCGGAAUCGGAGCUGUGUGAUAAUUGGAUGCAGAAGUGUCCCGUGAGUAUACUCCUGAGCAGUCUUCUCAGGAGGAAGUUACUCCCAGAAUCCUCUCUCCUCAUCACAGCUACCCCAGAGGCUUUCGAGAAGUUGGGAGACAGGAUAGAGUACACAGUUAAGAACUUCGUGACAGGGUUCAAUGAGAACAGUAGGAGGUCGUGUUUCCAGAGGGUGUUCCAAGAUGAGGACACAGCCCAAGAAGUCUUUACGUUGGUGAGGGAAAACGAACAGUUGUACAAUAUAUGUCACGUUCCUUCACUCUGCUGGAUGGUGGCUACUUGUCUAAAUGAUGAGGUAAAGAGGGGAGGACACCUGAGCGCCGUCUGCCGGUGUACCACCUCCGUGUUCGCCGCUUACGUUCUCAAUUUGUUCAUUCCCCAAAGUGCUCACUAUCCAAGUAAGAAAAGCCAAGCGCUGUUGCGAGGCCUGUGUUCCGUGGCGGCUGAGGGCAUGUGGACUGACAACUUUGCCUUUAACCAGAAGGAUCUUGAGAAAAACGGGGUCUUCCACUCAGACAUCUCCACACUGCUGAACAUGAAGAUUCUUCUAAAGAGCAGGGACUCCAAGAAUCUCUACACAUUCCUCCACCCAUCCAUCCAGGAGUUCUGUGCCGCCCUGUUUUAUCUGGUGAACAGCCACGUGGACCACCCUAGUAAAGAUGUCCUCUGUGUGGAGACACUCCUGUUUACAUUUCUAAAGAAAGUCAGGGUGCAGUGGAUCUUCUUGGGCUGCUUCAUCUUUGGCCUGCUACACAAAUCAGAACAAGCAAAGCUAGAGGCGUUUUUUGGCUACCAGUUGUCCCAGGAGGUAAAGCAGACGUUGUGUCAGAGCCUGGAAAAGAUAAGUGCCGACGAAGAACUUCGGAAACAAAUCGAUGACAUGAAACUGUUUUACUGUCUAUUUGAGUUGGAGGAUGACGGCUUUGUCACGCAGGUGAUGACCUUCCUGCCGCAGAUCAAGUUUGUGGCUAAGGAGUAUUCUGAUCUGAUCGUGGCCGCCUACUGCUUGAAGAACUGUUCCACACUGCAGAAGUUAUCCAUUUCAACCCAAGACAUCCUGCAGGAAGAAAAGGACCCCAGCUAUCUGAAAAAGCUGCUCCUCUGUUGGCAAGAUUUGUGUUCUGUGCUUGGAAGCAGUCAGCAAAUCCAGGUCCUGCAGGUGAAAGACACUUAUCUCAACGAGUUGGCCUUCUUGGAGUUGCAUAAUCACCUGAGGAAUCCCAGCUGUGCUCCUCGUAAAUUCCUGGUAAAUAACGUGUCCUUCUUGUGCAACAACCAACUGUUCUUUGAGCUGCUGACUCAGAACCACAACCUGCAUCACCUGGACCUCAGCCUCACUUCUCUCUCCCGAAGCGAUGUCAAACUGUUGUGUGAAGUUCUGAACCAGAAAGGGUGUCACAUAGAAGAGCUCCUGUAA
Molecule: messenger RNA, 2217 nt
Organism: Cricetulus griseus (Chinese hamster)
Lineage: Eukaryota; Metazoa; Chordata; Mammalia; Rodentia; Cricetidae
Source: RefSeq, a predicted model, not a curated record